GUUGAUAAGUAAUUUGUUGAAGGUGGGAGUUGAUUGGAUAUCAUUCGUGAUUUUUUUUUUCUUUCCUUUUUGGCAAAGUCAUGGUGAAAUGAAUUCAUAAGCUUUGAAAUUGGAAAUUAGAAUACAUGAUGAUUGAUGAGUAGGGAUGUGAGGAUGACACGUCGAUGAUCCACAGCUACUUGCAGCUUUGUAUCAUCCCACGCCACCCAAAACUUCCAUACCAAACCAAAACCACAAACACUAACCUGCUCCAUUUUGCCAUCUCUCUCUCUCUACUCCCUCACACCGAGUGGCCACAGUCUUGGCAAUGCCUGUUUUGGUUGCAGCAUCAGUUUCAGGCGGCUUUGCGUUCCUCUCCCACUUCUCCUUCUCCUCUGACAACGCCUCUCAGAAUGCCUUCACUCCAACCUCGAUAAAUUUCGGUAAUUGUUGGACGAAGCGACCAACUUUCUUAAGCCCCGCAAAAGUUUCUCUUUCCAGCGGCAGCACCACCCAAACUGACGAUGGGCUCGACCAAUCUUCGCUUACCGAUGAUGUUAAACAAGCCCGGAGGUCUGCUGAUUGGAAAGCAGCAAGGGCAUACCACUCUAAAGGACUCACCUAUGAGGGUAGAGUUGAAGGAUUCAAUGGUGGUGGCUUGCUGAUCAAAUUUUAUUCUCUCCUUGGGUUUCUUCCCUUUCCACAGCUGAGCCCCUCUCAUUCAUGCAGAGAACCCCAAAAGUCCAUCCAAGAGAUUGCAAGAGCUUUGGUAGGUUCUAUUGUGUCUGUGAAGGUUAUCCAAGCUGAUGAGGAGAGCAGGAAGUUGAUCUUCUCAGAGAAGGAAGCCAAGUGGUCUAAGUUCUCUCCAAAACUGAAGGUGGGGAACAUUUUUGAAGCUAGGGUAGGGACUGUAGAGGAUUAUGGUGCCUUUGUUCAUCUGCGCUUCCCUGACGGUUUGUAUCACCUCACGGGACUUGUGCAUGUUUCAGAAGUGUCGUGGGAUUUAGUGCAAGAUGUAAGAGACGUCCUAUUCGAGGGUGAUGAAGUGAGAGUCAAAAUUGUAAACAUAGAUAGAGAGAAGUCAAGGAUCACUUUGUCAAUAAAACAAUUGGAGGAAGAUCCCCUCUUGGAGACUUUAGACAAAGUUAUUCCUCAGGACACCUCAGUUGAUCCCGAAGCCUUAAACGGAAGCGAACAUUUUGCUAUAGAACCUCUUCCUGGGCUUGACACAAUUAUUGAAGAGCUGUUGAAGGAAGAUGGCAUCAAUGAUGUGAAAAUCAGUCGGCAAGGAUUUGAGAAGCGGGUAGUUUCACAAGAUCUGCAACUUUGGCUAUCGAAUGCACCCCCAACCGGCAAUCAAUACACACUGCUCGCCCGAGCUGGAAGACAGGUGCAAGAAAUACAACUGGUAACUUCACUUGAUCAAGAUGGAAUUAAAAGAGCAUUGCAGCGAGUCCUGGAACGUGUUCCGUAGUUUGUCAUCCCAACAUCAACGGUAAAGACUCCGAAUUUUCUGAUUGUGUAGCAUUCUACGCUUCUACAUGUACAUAGUUGUAGCGUAUUAAGUUACGUUUCAAAGAAUUCUGAGGGUUGAGGUGAUGUAUAAAUUUGUUCCUUUUUACUGAGCUAUAUUUUUGAACCAUGGAGUAUAUGCUAUGCUUACAUUGUUGUGAAAAUUGUACAUGUAAUAGAUGUUUAUGGCCUCUCGUGCUUCUCUAUUUCA
Molecule: messenger RNA, 1702 nt
Organism: Salvia miltiorrhiza (redroot sage)
Lineage: Eukaryota; Viridiplantae; Streptophyta; Magnoliopsida; Lamiales; Lamiaceae
Exons: 10
Coding region: 308-1453 (381 amino acids)
Molecular function (GO): nucleic acid binding
Source: RefSeq, a predicted model, not a curated record